AUGACAAGAAAGAGUCAGUUUUUUUUCUUGUUGAAGUGAAAAAAUUGAAAAUUUUCAGACGGACAAAAAGGCUUCCAACAGAAGACCUUCUCCUCCGCUCGUGAGUUUCUUUUUUUUUUGAAAUUUGACUUGAGGCUUUAACUUCAAACUCGAAGAACUUUGAUUACAAGUGAAAUUUCAGGCCGGGUCAGCGAAACUCAGCGACAACAAGCCCAGCUAAGUGAGUAUUUGUUUUUCGAACUUUUUUAUUGGAAAAAAGUUUUUUAAACUUUAUUAACGGUUCAUUUUCAGACCAACGCCGUGGCGGUCCAGUCGUUCCCAGGAACGCACCCGUCGUUGCGCGAAACCAACCUGUCGUUGCCGGUAAGUUAUCAAAAUCAUCACUGUCCCUAUAAAAUCCAAAUUAUCUACAUUCGAGGUCUUUUGAAAAAAUUUUCCAAAAGUUUCAAGCGUGCUUAUUUUUGUGUUCUGUGCAGUUUGCCGGUUUUCCAAAAGUGAAAUAGAUACAAACUAGUUGAAAAGUGUUGAAUCCUGAGAUCCAUAAUUUUAAAUUUCAAACUUUACUACUUUUCUUUGGAUUGAUGUUAGAAUAUUUUCAGCUGUACUUCCUGUUCGUGGAGGUGGCGCUCCGCGUGGAGGGAGAGCCGGCGCAGGCGGUCGUGGAGGAGCCCGUCGCAGUGCGCGUCUUGUCGCCCGUGCCCCAGCUGCUGCUGAUGAACCAGCAGCCAUUCAUUUUGGUGAUUUUUCAGGAAAUCUCAUCUUGAAAAAAAAUACACUUUUUUCUGUAGCGCAAAAAAUCUGGUGGGAUAUACAAUUUCACGAUAGGAAAUAAGUAUCCUAUGGUUCAAACCUUUAGAAGGAGAGUUAACCCCAAUUUUUCUGAUACUGUUUUUUUCUAUCUGAGAUCAAUGAAGAUUUCAUAAAAAGUUCCGUGGUUUUUUUCAAGGCAACAGUUUUUUUGCUGAACUUUCUAUCAGACCUUUUUUUCGAGAUAUUAAAUCAGUUAAUUUUUUUAAAAAAAUUCAGCCGAAGCCGUCGAACCGGAGCUUGUAAACCUCGAAGAAGGCGUCGCUGUGAACGGAUCAGUGGAACCUGCCGAAGUUUCCAUCAUCAGCAGGCCUACGCCUGGCGAAAACAUUGCCAGUAAGUCACUUUGAAGAUUCCGCGCUAAAGUCAAACAUUCUGGAGCAUUCUUUCAAAAAGUUAGAAGUUUUAGAUCAAAAUGAAUAUUAAUCAGAUGAACUUUCAUGAAAUACGGAGUAAAAAAAACUCAAUUAGUUUUGAAAAAGAGUGUAUUCUUUGACGAGUUCUGAUAAAUAUUUUUUUUUCAAGUCCACCAGUUUGAUUCGAACUUUCGCUUUACAAGUUUCAGGCGUCGCCUCGCAGAAAGACAGCUCGGAGAACCUCACUUCAUCGGGUCCAGUCAUCAAGCGUCUGAAGGUGGACAAAGGCACUUCGCCCUUCGGUAGGUAUUUCAACUUUACUGCAAAAAGUUUCUUGAGAUCAACAAUUCUUUGAAACUCCAAUGAUUCUUCGAAAUUCCAAUGACAAGAUUCUGAAACUAGCUUUUUCAGUCUUGAAAUGCAUUUUUUUAUCAGCUCCGCCAAGAAAUCCCGCUUCUUUGGCUGUCCCAAAUUCAUCUGCAAUGAAUGAAGGCAACGUCGUUGUUCAACUGGCGCCCAACCAGCCAAGUAAGAUUUUCUGAAAAUUUCCUAAAAGAAUAGAUAAAGCUAAGAUUUUCAUGGAUUUAUUCUUUCUUUUUUUUUGCAGAUCUGUGGACACCCCCUGAGUUCAUUUUCCUCAAUGGCCGCCGCUAUCGUCUUGAAUCGGUGGACGUCGGAAUGGAGGAAGGUCCAACUGAUGCGGCUGGAGCCGAUCCGAACUCUUCCGCGAUGAGUGCGUUUAAAAACAUAUUAUUAACCAAAAAAGUAUUUAUUACGUCAGCCAGUCAGACUAAAAUGAUAGAACUGACAAAAUGCUUUGAUGCAGUUAUUUGUGACUCCAAAACUAUAAAAACUUUGAACACAACUUUCAAAAAAUAUGUUUGAUCGAAAUUUUUAGACUUUAAAGACUUUUGAUGUUUUAAACUGAUUUGAAAAGAUUCAGGAACGGACGUCAACUCCUCUUACGUGGUUAGUCCGGCCGCCUCUCCAGCGACUCUUGCCAUUUUGGCAGGUGAGUUGCUUCAAAAUUAUCAACAAGAAUAUUUCUUUUUUAUUCAGUCAUUCCCAAACUUCAAAACUUUUGGAUAAUCUCAUGAAAUUUUUGAUUUUUUUCUAAAGAAUUCCGGAAGUCUGUGAAACAUUUUUUUCGAACAUUUGAUAUUUUUUUGAAACUUCCGAGAAAUUUUUGAUAGAAAAAUGUUUUCAGAAAGAGCCGCUUUCAUCAACGCCGGAAACAUUGUUGCUGAUUCUCCUGCCGUCUCUUCUCAAGAUCACCGCGCCGGAAACGAUGUUGCUCCUUCACCUGCCGUUUCCUCUCAAGGCGGCAGGCUCAGUCAGGCCUCCCUGGCGACUGUCUCAUGGUCGAGCCGUGAGUUUUUCAAAUGUUUAAUAAUUAUUCUGAAUAUGAAGUUGAAGAUGUUUUCUUCUAUUUUGAGAAGCGGUUUUGAACUUUCGGCAUUUUUUCGAAUUUCUUAGUUAUUGUUUUAACUUUCAUAGAUUCAGGUACUGACGCAAGUUCCUCAAGAAUCGAUAGCCCGGCUGUGUCGUCUUCAACACUUGCCUCGAUGGCAGGUGAGUUGCUUCGAAAUUAUCAACAAGAAUAUUUUCUUUUUUUAUUCAAUUAUUCUUAAACUUUAAAAACUUUUUGGACAAUUUCAUGAAAUUUUGACUUUUCUAGAGAAUUUUGGAAAGCCUGUGAAACUUUUUUUGAACUUUUGGAACUUUUUGAAACAUGAAAAAUUCUUUUUGAGACUUCAAAAUCUUGAUAAAUAAUAUUUUUCAGAAAGAGCCGCUUUCAUCAACGCCAGGAACACUGUCGCUGAUUCUCCUGCCGUCUCUUCUCAAGAUCACCGCGCCGGAAACGAUGUUGCUCCUUCACCUGCCGUUUCCUCUCAAGGCGGCAGGCUCAGUCAGGCCUCCCUGGCGACUGUCUCAUGGUCGAGCCGUGAGUUUUUCAAAUGUUUAAUAAUUAUUCUGAAUAUGAAGUUGAAGAUGUUUUCUCCUAUUUUGAGAAGCGGUUUUGAACUUUCGGCAUUUUUUCGAAUUUCUUAGUUAUUGUUUUUAACUUUCAUAGAUUCAGGUACUGACGCAAGUUCCUCAAGAAUCGAUAGCCCGGCUGUGUCGUCUUCAACACUUGCCUCGAUGGCAGGUGAGUUGCUUCGAAAUUAUCAACAAGAAUAUUUUCUUUUUAUUCAAUUAUUCUUAAACUUUAAAACUUUUGGACAAUUUCAUGAAAUUUUGACUUUUCUAGAGAAUUUUGGAAAGCCUGUGAAACUUUUUUGAACUUUUGGAACUUUUGAAACAUGAAAAUUCUUUUGAGACUUCAAAAUCUUGAUAAAUAAUAUUUUUCAGAAAGAGCCGCUUUCAUCAACGCCAGGAACACUGUCGCUGAUUCUCCUGCCGUCUCUUCUCAAGAUCACCGCGCCGGAAACGAUGUUGCUCCUUCACCUGCCGUUUCCUCUCAAGGCGGCAGGCUCAGUCAGGCCUCCCUGGCGACUGUCUCAUGGUCGAGCCGUGAGUUUUUCAAAUGUUUAAUAAUUAUUCUGAAUAUGAAGUUGAAGAUGUUUUCUCCUAUUUUGAGAAGCGGUUUUCAACUUUCGGCAUUUUUUCGAAUUUCUUAGUUAUUGUUUUAACUUUCAUAGAUUCAGGUACUGACGCAAGUUCCUCAAGAAUCGAUAGCCCGGCUGUGUCGUCUUCAACACUUGCCUCGAUGGCAGGUGAGUUGCUUCGAAAUUAUCAACAAGAAUAUUUUCUUUUUAUUCAAUUAUUCUUAAACUUUAAAACUUUUGGACAAUUUCAUGAAAUUUUGACUUUUCUAGAGAAUUUUGGAAAGCCUGUGAAACUUUUUUGAACUUUUGGAACUUUUGAAACAUGAAAAUUCUUUUGAGACUUCAAAAUCUUGAUAAAUAAUAUUUUCAGAAAGAGCCGCUUUCAUCAACGCCAGGAACACUGUCGCUGAUUCUCCUGCCGUCUCUUCUCAAGAUCACCGCGCCGGAAACGAUGUUGCUCCUUCACCUGCCGUUUCCUCUCAAGGCGGCAGGCUCAGUCAGGCCUCCCUGGCGACUGUCUCAUGGUCGAGCCGUGAGUUUUUCAAAUGUUUAAUAAUUAUUCUGAAUAUGAAGUUGAAGAUGUUUUCUCCUAUUUUGAGAAGCGGUUUUGAACUUUCGGCAUUUUUUCGAAUUUCUUAGUUAUUGUUUUAACUUUCAUAGAUUCAGGUACUGACGCAAGUUCCUCAAGAAUCGAUAGCCCGGCUGUGUCGUCUUCAACACUUGCCUCGAUGGCAGGUGAGUUGCUUCGAAAUUAUCAACAAGAAUAUUUUCUUUUUUUAUUCAAUUAUUCUUAAACUUUAAAAACUUUUGGACAAUUUCAUGAAAUUUUGACUUUUCUAGAGAAUUUUUGGAAAGCCUGUGAAACUUUUUUUGAACUUUUUGGAACUUUUUGAAACAUGAAAAUUCUUUUGAGACUUCAAAAAUCUUGAUAAAUAAUAUUUUCAGAAAGAGCCGCUUUCAUCAACGCCAGGAACACUGUCGCUGAUUCUCCUGCCGUCUCUUCUCAAGAUCACCGCGCCGGAAACGAUGUUGCUCCUUCACCUGCCGUUUUCUCUCAAGGCGGCAGGCUCAGUCAGGCCUCCCUGGCGACUGUCCCAUGGUCGAGCCGUGAGUUUUUCAAAUUUUCAUGUUUUAGUCAAAGUAUGAUGUUAGAGAUCUUUUGUUUUAUUUAGAGUAGUCAUUUGAAUUUUCGGCACUUUUUUCGAAUUUCUCAGUUUUUGUUAUAAUUUACAAAGAUUCAGGAACUGACGCGAUUACGGCAGGAGUGAAUAGCCCAGCUUUGUCGUCUUCAACUCUUGGGCUCAUGACUGGUGUCUCUCCAAACAUGCCGCGAGCUGUGGACUUGAACACCUCCGAACUUCGCUCGCCUCAUUUCGACUGUCAGUUUUGUUCGCAACUAUUUCUUUCUUCAAUGCGAAAAUCUUCUCGAAAAUUUUCACACGUAACAUUUUAUUGAAUUGGGGACACCAAACUCAAUUUCAGUCUCGAACAUCAGCACUGUCGAUGUCGCCAUUGGCAGGAACAUGUCGGAUGACCGCGAAAGAACCGCUUCUUCUGGUUAGUUUCACUCCGAUCGUUAAUUAUUUCCUUAACCUCAGCUCUUAUGAGUUGUUUCAGAUUGAUAAGAAAAAAGUAAUUUUUGGAAUUUAGAAAGAGACGUCAGCGUGAGUGUCACCGUCAAUGCCUACGACCUGGAACUGGACAACUCGGUCGGAUCAGUUGCCGACGGCUCUCGGACCGCCGGCAGGCCCAGCCAGUUGUCUUUGACUCAUUCGAUCGGUGAGUUACCCGAAAAUUCUAACAUUCGAAAGCAGCAGAUCUUCGGAAGUUCAGUUUUUUUCUAAAAUUUCCCGCAAUAAGUCAAAUCGAGUUGCCUAAUAACUUCGACUUCUUCUUCUUGAUUUUGCAAAAGAAAGUUCUCUCUUCAUUUGUCCUGGCCAUAUUUUGGUUUGAAUGUAAAAACAUUUGAAACAGUUGGAGCAAAUCAAACUUUCAGCUUCAGAUGAGCCGACUGGUGAACCAACGAUUGCCGCUGAGGUUCUGAAUCAUCGGCAUAUUGGUUUGUCUUUUUUUCAUUUUAAGGCUGCUACUUGAAGAUGAGACCGUUUCUCGGAUUGUAGUUCUGAAUUCGAUUUUCAUUGUUUCUUGAAGGAAUUAUCUUUAUUCAGUUGAUGACUAUUUUUCAGAGCCAACUCCGGAUCCCAAUGCGCCGAAGCCGAUGCCGACGUUUGAAGUUUUUUCUGAGAGGGAGCCACGGGAUUUUACGAUUCUCCAUAAUCGAGGUAUUUUUUUAUUUAAUAAUAGAAUCCCGUCAUACUUCUUUAACUUCGUGGGCUUUCCAAAAAAAAGAGGAAAAUUUCAUCUUUCUUUAUCUUUGCGACUUUCAGAUUGUCCAUUUUUUUUUCCACUUUGCUAAUUCAAAAAAUUUGAUUUUUCAGCCAAUGAGAUUGAAAUUGGAACCGGCGUCGAGGAACUCCAAUCUCCGGGAUCGCGCCGUCGCUCUCCGUUGAAUCCGACCCUCGGUGAGUGUUUUUUCUCACUAUUCAGCUGUAUAUUUCUAUCUAAAGAAUUAGAGAACAAAUCUUAUCCCUAAAAAAAUCAUUUUUUUCUUUUUAUCAGUAAGUUCGAGCUGUGACGCUUUGAAAUGAACGGAGCGAGUGGCAAAAUUUGAUGUAGACUUUUGAAGAACGUUUAAAAAAUUAUGUAAAGAGCUUCUUUUGUAUAAGCGUGACCACAACGAGUUUUUCAGAACAGCUUCAUUUUUUUAUCCUCACUUUUUGUUUUUUUCAAAAUCUCAAGGCUUUAAAAAAAUUUUUUUGAUUUUGAAAUAAGAAACCUUGAUUCCACCUUGAAAAAUUUCCUACAGGUAUGACUCCUACGGCUUCCGAACUUCUCCACUCUGUGCGUCUUCCCUUGACUUCGCCGACUGAACAUCUCGACAACUCUGCCGGCGUUGAGGUAUUUAUUAAAAAUUUUAGUACCUGAAUGAGUUUUUUUAAAAAUCAAAAUGAAAUUAAAAAAAUAUUUUGGCUUGAAAAAUUUAAAAUUAUCUUUCAUUUUGGAUUUUUCAGACAAAUGGCAAAAGAAACCAGUGCUCAGGGAUGACUCUCUGAUCAACAUCAACAGCGCUGACGGUUCGGCUUCUCCACCUGCCGUCGUCGGCCACGGCGUCGGCCGGCUCAGUUCGAGCGUUGUUUCCAAUGCUACUCGUAAGUUCCUUGAUAAUUUCAGCGAAACUUUUUUCGAAAAAAGAUAUGGAUCACGUUUCAAUACUCAGAGCUCCUGUUGUUUUUUUGUGAUUUUGGGAUGAAAACUUCAUUAUUUCGUAAACCGAAAACUACAAAAAAUGGAAAGAUAGAUUUACACUUACUGUUCUUCUGACAUUCACGAAUUUUGAAACGUUUUUCAAACGUCGAAAUUUCAGAAGACACUUCGGCGACUGCUUCGUCUGUUGGCAUGAGCGCUUCUCCUUCGGCUGACGCCUCGAACGACGACAAGGUAUCCCAAUUUACGCUAAAAAAUCUGAAUUCCAUAUCUAACAAAAAUCUUUUCUUUUGAACUCUAAAAAAAUAACUUUUCUCCAAAAUUUUAAAGAAAAACCAACGGCUUUUCUUCUCAGAAACCUUUCUACUAUAAUUAAUUUCCAACCAAGAAAAAAGUUUUCAAUCUUCAAAGUUUUCCAUUAAGUCAUUAAUGUUUUUCAGGAGGAUGCUGAAAUCGGCAAUUCGACCGACACGGACAAGGUAAAAUAUCUCGAUUUUUGUCAUUUCUAAUUUGAAUUUUUCAGGCCGACUGA
Molecule: messenger RNA, 7508 nt
Organism: Caenorhabditis auriculariae
Lineage: Eukaryota; Metazoa; Nematoda; Chromadorea; Rhabditida; Rhabditidae
Source: the annotation of a GenBank genome assembly